GUAACAUGAUACAUGAUAUUUCAUAAAUCGAUCUUUACAAGUUUUAAAAUACAAACCAUUGAUAGGCAAAACAAACCAUUGAAGAUACGAAAAUUGACUUGUCAGAUCAGGAACUUAUGAAGACAUUUUUUUCAAUAUCCUAAUGGAAAGUAUAAAUCACUGAAAACUGGUUACAUUAUGGCUGUGCCUGGUAAAAAGAAAUCCAAGAAGCUAUCAUCUACACUAUCCCGAGGUGUUGCUGAAGAUUUUGACAUAUUCUGUAAAAUAUGUGACAGAGAUGACAUCAGACUACCUGCCUUUGGUUACUGUGUCGAUUGUGAGGAACAUUUAUGUCAAACUUGCUUUAACACUCACAGAAAACCAAAACCACUACGCCAUCACCAACUUCUAGAUAAAGAUCACAUGCCACAUAAACAAAACCUCAGUAAGUCAAUAAAAUCUACUUCAGGUAAAAAAAAUGGUGAUUUAUCCAAGCCUUGUACCAAACAUACCAAAGAAGUGAUCAAGUUCUACUGUCAUGACCAUAACACACUUAUAUGUAGUGUUUGUGUGACCCUUGAACACCCAACAACAUCCUGCCAUGUGGACUACAUACCUGAUAUAUCAGGACAGACUUUAGACAGCACUGAGUUCAAAGAAACUCUAAAAGAUAUUAACAAACUGACAGACAAAUGUUGCCAGAUUACAAAAGAUUUGAAACAAAGAGUUGCUAAAUCAACAACUUCUCUGGAAGAUGCUUUAGCAGAAAUAGAGAACUUCAGGACAGAGAUUAACAAGAGAUUAGAUGAACUAGAAAAAGAGGUUAAGGAUACUGCAACAAAAAUCCAACAUAACAACAACAAAAAGUUGAAAACAACAGAAACAAUGUGUGAUGACUUGAACAAAUCACUCCAAGCAUCAGCUGAUACUCUAAAGCAUCUCAACACCAACAAGAAAGCUGACCAACUGUUUACAGAAUUGAAAAUAGCUCAGCAACUGAUAUUACACAAUGAAAAUUUAACAAAACAACUACCAACAACCAAUGAUGUUGAUGAAUACACUUUUGAAUCCAAUCAAGCAAUCAAAAAAUUCCUUCAGAAUGAGAAAUCAUUAGGAACACUGAUAAAAAAGGAAAUAAAGCAACAAGCUCAAACCAAGAAAAAGGCUGCAUUACCAAUGAAAAUGUCAACCCCUCGAAACAUCAAUGUUAAAACAUCCUCAGAUGAAGAUGGUUGCGAUAUAACUGGUAUAACUGUCUCUCCUCAGAACCAAUUAUUUGUAGCAGAUUACAGUAAUAACUCAAUUAAAAUGAUAGACAUAAAAAGUGGAGCAAUUAAACAACAACAGCUUGUAUCAAACCCCUGGGAUGUCCUUAUGGUGACCAGAGAUACACUUGCUGUUACAUUACCAGAAAUUAAAACAAUACAGUUCAUUUCCUUCUCCUCAAACUCUCUCUCAAUGAAAAACAAACUGAAAGUUGAUGGAAAGUGCAGUGGAAUAAGCCAUCAUCAGGGUAAACUUGCAGUUACCUUUUUAAAUCCUACUAAACUCCAAAUCAUGGACUUGAAAGGUAAUAUUAAAAUUACAGUUGAGAAAGAUUCCAAUGGUGACAGUAUUUUCAGUAAACCUAGGUAUGUCACCACAAACAGUCAUUCAAUCUAUGUAUCUGAUGACGGCAAAUAUGCAGUUAUAUGGUUUAACUGGCAGGGAGAGAUGAUAGGAAGGAAUGUAGACAUUGGAAGCCCAAGGGGUAUUUCACUGUUAGAUGACGGGUCCUUCUUUGUGAGUGAUGAAUUGACUAAAUGUAUAUAUAGAGCAAGUGGUGACUGUAAAGACAGGACAACUAUACUGGAGAAUGUAGAGGAUCAUCCUUAUGCUGUAUGUUGGUGUGCUGAGACCAGUACACUUUAUUUAAGUACAUACAGCAACACAGAGAGUAACAAUAAUAUCAAAAUGUAUAAAAUGAUGUAGAACCAAGAAAUGGUAAUCAAUGUGGACAUAACAAAACAUAAACAGUUGUAAUUAUAUGUUAAAUGAUAUGUAUAUAUGCACACAAGUAAAAUAUAUGUAUAUACAAUGUAUACACGCAAUUAUUUUUUUUUUUACAAAAUUAUACCAGGGUUGGUGAGAGGGGCUUUUUUCCAUUGAUGAUUUAUGAUAAUGUUUUCUUUUGUUUUGUCUUGUCAGAUUAUAAAUUUCUCUUUCAUUUUUCAAAAGAAAAUAAAAUAUUUAAAAUAAUAGAGAUAUUUGCAGUUUAAAAUAUACUUUUUAAAGGUUUUCAGUCUUCACGAAAAACUUUAAAAAGCAAAGGACAUUCGGGCCAGUAAAAUUUCAAAUCUUACUGGACCUGGUGAUUUUUAGCCGGACCAAAUACAUAGAUAGGUAAUAAAUUGAUGGGUAAAGGAAAACACUUUAUCAUGCUUCCCUUGAUAAUUUUGAAAAAAGCAUAAUACUUCUUGUAUUUUGGGCCAUAUGUUGACAGCUUUGAAAAAUUUAUAAGGACCAAAUGUUUAGGCAAAAUUUACUAGAAUUGAACAUGAACAAAGCAAUUUGCUUCAAACAAAUCACUUUCACAUAAAAAAAUUUACUUAACUCAAUAAUCACAAAAUCAUAGCUAAAUAAUGACCAUAAUAAACAAUGGUUUAAUUUCCGUAACUGUACGAUAAGGUACGGAAAAUAUCCAAGAAAAAAAAUGGCGGCCUUCAUUACUCAAUACAAUUUAGACAUCUUGCGCUGUAUUUUGAACAUUUAGGACAGAAUUGAUGGGUUUCAUUUGCAAAACAGGCAAAAAGAUCAAUCUUUUAGAGAACCCUGCUUCAUUAUUUUGAUGAAUUUUUCUUAUAAUAUUUUUUCAUGGCCAAAAAUCUACUGGCCCGUCGGACCACCAACCUUGCAAUAAUCACCGGACCGAUGCUAAAUUUAGUGGCCUCGGGCCUCGGACUGGCGUUAAUUUCGAAGACUGG
Ruditapes philippinarum (Manila clam) is the source of this 2942-nucleotide messenger RNA. Its product is annotated as E3 ubiquitin-protein ligase TRIM71-like. Gene Ontology annotation, cellular component: nucleoplasm; chromatin. Gene Ontology annotation, biological process: positive regulation of DNA-templated transcription. The record is from RefSeq and is a predicted model, not a curated record. Bases 178 to 1950 code for a protein of 590 amino acids. The transcript is spliced from 2 exons. Lineage: Eukaryota; Metazoa; Mollusca; Bivalvia; Venerida; Veneridae. Gene Ontology annotation, molecular function: ubiquitin-protein transferase activity; zinc ion binding.